Molecule: messenger RNA, 2801 nt
Organism: Anolis carolinensis (green anole)
Lineage: Eukaryota; Metazoa; Chordata; Lepidosauria; Squamata; Anolidae
Gene: ankef1
Product: ankyrin repeat and EF-hand domain containing 1
Exons: 10
Coding region: 266-2683 (805 amino acids)
Molecular function (GO): protein binding; calcium ion binding
Source: RefSeq, a predicted model, not a curated record
CUCCGCAGGCGGCGUCUGCUCCUGUCGCUGCUUCUAUUAUUACGCAGCGCCCUGCCCGGCCUCUCCCUCGGUUCCAUAGAGGUUGCCAUAGAGCCCUUGGCUAGCACUGGCCUCCUUCCUUCCUCCUGGCCCGGCUGCCCCGCCCCGCCGGAGACAGCCAUGCCCCGGGCCCAGCCGCCUGGACGAAGGCGCCGCCGGAGCGGGUGAGCGGAGGCUUGGAAAGAAUCCAUCUCUAUGGGAAUACCCUUUCUUGAUUUGACUGAGGAUGUCUUUGGCUGACAAGAGACUUGAGAACCUCCAGAUCUAUAAAGUUCUCCAAUGUGUUCGUCAAAAGGAUACGAAACAGAUAGAGAAGCUCACGAAACUGGGAUAUCCUGAGCUCAUUAAUUUCACUGAGCCCAUCAAUGGAGACAGUGCCCUUCACUUGGCCUGUGUUGCGAACGACAUUGACAUGUGUAACUUCCUCUUAGAGCUUGGAGCACACCCUGAUGUCCAGGAUAGAAUGGGUCGCACACCAGUGAUGAAAGCUGCCGAGCUUGGCCAUGACUUGGCCUUGGAAGUAUUAGUCCAAGCAGAGGCAGACAUGACAAUAGUCGAUGCAGAAGGAAAAGGUGUGUUGUUCUAUUGCAUUCUGCCUACCAAACGACACAAUCGUUGUGCUCAGAUGGCCUUAGAAUUUGGAGCAGAUGUUAACAACUGUACUACUGAGGGGAAGCCUGUUUUUGUACAAGCCUGUGAGCAAGCACACGAAAUCAAAGAGAUGUGUAUGCAAUUUUUGGAAAGAGGAGCAAACCCAAACUCGACAAAUACAGCAACAGGCCGGACUGCCCUGAUGGAGGCCUCAAGAGAAGGAGUUUUGGAGAUUGUCCGUGGUAUCCUGGAACGAGGUGGAGAAGUUAAUGUUUUUGAUCAUGAAAGACACCAUGCUGCCCAUUUUGCUGCCAAAGGAGGGUUCUUUGAGAUCCUGAAGAUUCUUUCUGCCUACAAUGGAGAUGUGGGCUUGAUUGCCAUGAAUGGAAACACGCCACUUCACUACGCUGCUGCUGGAGGUUUUACAGAAUGUUGCAAAUUUAUAGGUCAAAGAGGUUGUGAUCCUAUGUGGAGGAACCUUGAGAAGAAGACACCAAGACAGGUUGCAAAAGAUGCUGGUUUCAAAGGAGCAGUAAAGGAGAUCCGUAAAAUUGAGCGCCGCUUUGCCAAAUAUUCUAAACCCAAGCCAGGAGUGAGGAACCCCAACCCACCCUGGGCAGUUCGGCUGCAUGACUGGUCCGUAGAAAAUCAAGCAAGUCUUCGUGAAGCAUUUGAAGCAGCGGACCGAGGUGAUGGGACUGUAAGUAAAGAUGACUUUGUGUCCAUCAUUGAAGAGAGGUGUCCGUUUGUGAGUGUUGAGAAUAUAACAACGAUUGCUCAGGCUCAUGAGAAAACCCGUGCUGGAGGGAUUCAUCCUGAAGAAUUUUUUACCGGGAAGCGGUUCUUGCAGAAGGCCUUCCUCCUUUCAUCCUAUGGUCCCAAGAAGAAAAAGCCCAAAAAGGCAAAAGGCAAGAAAGGGAAAUUUGUUAUCCCCAUGCCAAUUUGUGUCAUCCCAGACAGCUCACGCCAACGUCGGCCAGAUGGCGGGCCACCAGAAUUCAUGAUUGAAACUUACCAGAAUGUCACUGAUAGCAUCCGGUUCAAUCGUGAUCACCCUCCUGAACAUCCCAUCCAAGAUGAUUCUUGGUGGUACAUUGAUAACCCAUUAAAGAACUUUUCCAGCAUCAACUACCUCACAAAAGAUGGAGACCUCUCAUCCCUGAAAAAAGCCUUCGAGUCAGGUGUGCCAGUGGAUGUGAGAGACCAUUUUUACAAAACUCCCUUGAUGGCUGCCUGUGCAAGUGGCAAUUUGGAGGCAGUGCAGUUCCUUCUUGAGAAAGGGGCAAACGUGAACGCAACAGAUAAUUUCAUGUGGACUCCUCUCCACCAUGCCUGCCAUGCUGGUCAGCAGGAUAUUGCUGAACUGCUUAUUAAAUCUGGAGCAACCAUAGAUAGUAUUUCAAUCAAUGAUGGAACCCCUUUAAUGAGGGGAAUUGAGAGUUGUCGGUUGGACACUGUGAAGUAUUUGGUCGACGCUGGUGCUAAAGUUCAGAUGCAAAACAGAAGAGGACAAAAUGCUCUGGAAAUUUCAAAGGCGUACGCUGACAAUCGACUGAUCCACUUCAUUCAAGACACAAUGGAUCGCUUGCCCAAACCACCAGAAGGCAAAGGGGAUAAGAAGAAGGGGAAAAAAGCCAAGCCGAAAGCACCAGCUCCAGCCGCUGCACCCACUCCUGCAUCUGCACCCACACCUACACCAGCUUCUCCCAAACCAAAGCCUACAUCAAAAGAAUCAGUGAAAGAAGAGAUUUCACAGUUACCUGAACCAGUCGCUGAGAAAUCUCUCUUCGAUGACAAAAAGGAAUCAAUCAGGGAUAAUGUCGUCCAUCUGAAUUCAUUGAUAACCAGAGGAGCUACGAAGAAGGUCAACAUCACUUUCACGCCACAGAGAAUUUGGAGUCCAGAGGCAACCACCAAAGAUCUUCUCAGAAAGAGAGAGUUACGUCGGCAACGUUUUACCUAUGAGGUGGACUUUGAGGACUUCAUGAUGCCGUUUAAGAGGAAUUUUAUGGAGAAAGUCCGAGCAUUGGACCAAUUAGCUGCCUUGCAUUAGUCACUAUGUAAUUUCUGCAUGGACUUUCACGAAGGACAAGAACCCAAGUCUCUGAAGAAAUGUCUUUGAGAAGCCAUAAUCAUGUUCACCUUAAUGGUGAUAAAAAAUUUCCUUCAUU